CAGCUGAGAGGAUGUAGCGUUAGUUAGCCGUUAGCUUAGAGACGGCGUUAGGUAACAGUAUGACGCGAACGCUGCGAAGGUUACGGGAUCUCCAGCUACAAUGUGCUCCUAUUUUUAAAGCAGCUCAGCUUUUUUCGGGAAGGGAGUUUCGUUCGCAGAUGCCCAGUUGUAACAAAGAAGUCACAGAUGCUUCUGCAAUUUCUCCAUCAAAGAGGGCAAAGUUAGAAACAAAGCCUGCUGACGAGAGACCUGUUCUCAGAUUUGCUAAACUUUCUGAGCAUGCCACAACACCUACCAGAGGCUCAACAAAAGCUGCAGGAUAUGACCUCUACAGUGCAUAUGAUUACUCCAUUAGUCCUAUGGAUAAAGCUAUUGUGAAGACAGACAUUCAGAUUGCAGUUCCACAUGGCUGCUAUGGGAGAGUGGCGCCGAGAUCUGGACUGGCAGCGAAACACUUCAUUGAUGUUGGCGCUGGAGUUGUGGAUGAAGACUACAGAGGAAAUGUGGGAGUUGUGCUCUUCAACUUCAGCAAGGAGACAUUUGAAGUGAAAAAGGGUGACCGAGUUGCUCAGCUGGUGUGUGAGAGGAUCUGCUACCCAGAUCUGGAGGAGCAAGAGACACUAGAUGAGACAGAGCGUGGUGCUGGAGGCUUUGGGUCAACUGGACGCAACUGAAACCUCUAAAAUGUGAUUGCAGUGCAAAUGUAUAUGUUGAAAAUAUAAAGAUUAAGUCCUAAUAAAAUUCUCUUUUUGUA
Molecule: messenger RNA, 754 nt
Organism: Lates calcarifer (barramundi perch)
Lineage: Eukaryota; Metazoa; Chordata; Actinopteri; Centropomidae
Gene: dut
Product: deoxyuridine triphosphatase
Exons: 7
Coding region: 60-674 (204 amino acids)
Biological process (GO): dUMP biosynthetic process; dUTP catabolic process
Molecular function (GO): dUTP diphosphatase activity; magnesium ion binding
Source: RefSeq, a predicted model, not a curated record